UCUGUUAUCUUCCGUUCCCCGCCGUCCGAGCAGCGGAUCUCCUCCGGACCUGCACCGGGAUUUAUUGAAUUCUUAUGAAAGUUCACUGAUAGCAGAAGCGCUCCUCCCAUGGUGUCCCCGGGAGACUCCCCGGCCUCUACUCGACUUUACGGAAACUAUCGGCGACCGUUUGGGGGUCUUGGAAAUCAUGGAAACGUGGUUUUUGCAUCACGUCCUCGGGGUGUCUCUGUCGGUCCUGCUCCUGGGUCUACCGGGGCCCCUAGGGGCAGGGACCCCCAGUAACAACAGCACGGAUCCGGUAACGGCAGGAUUUUAUUAUUCAACCGCCACAGACGAACUCACUAACAUGGAAAACAAUGCAACUUCAACUUCAUACUCCAGCGAGAGUUUAUCAGCAUCACAGAGGAACAUCCUGCUCACACACACUGCUGAAUCACACACUGCUGCUGCUGGAAACUUCGACACUGAUCAGACGCAAACAUUCACAGAAACAAGCAUCGGGUCACUAGAAGCCAUAAGUUUGUCUACUGAGCCACUCACUCCCACCCUUGUUAUAGCCACCACUGAGGCCAGCAUCAGCACAGGCAGCAGCAGCACUGGUAUCAGCACUGGUAGCAGCACCGGUAGCAGCAGCACUGGUAGCAGUACCGGUAGCAGCAGCACUGGUAGCAGCUCCGGCAGCAGUACCGGUAGCAGCAGAACUGGUAGCAGCACCGGCAGCAGUACCGGUAGAAGCAGCACUGGUAGCAGCACCGGUAGCAGUACCAGUAACAGCAGAACUGGUAGCAGCACCGGCAGCAGUACCGGUAGCAGCAGCACUGGUAGCAGCAGCACUGGUAGCAGCACCGGCAGCAGUACCGGUAGCAGCAGCACUGGUAGCAGUACCGGUAGCAGCAGCAUUGGUAGCAGCAGCACUGGUAGCAGCACCGGCAGCAGUACCGGUAGCAGCAGCACUGGUAGCAGCAGCACUGGUAGCAGCACCGGCAGCAGUACCGGUAGCAGCAGCACUAGUAGCAGCAGCGCUGGUAGCAGCACCGGCAGCAGUACCGGUAGCAGCAGCACUGGUAGCAGCAGCAGGGCCUGGAAGGACUUUACUAACACAAACCAGAUGCCAGACGCCUUCCCUGCUGUGUCCUCCGAGGCUAGUUCCUGGAUGUUGUCCAGACUGCCCCAGGACAGCCCGGACACCACCCUCCGACUAGGAGAUGCCUCAGACUCAAUGUCCCACACAGCCGUCCACACCGACAGCACCUACACUUCUACCGCCAUCAGCCGAGCUGGGGAGAGGACCCUGCUGUCUGUCACCUCCUCUUCCAGUAACAGCACCUCCUCUGCCUUUACAGAGGACUCCAACUCCCAUCAGCCCCCCUCCACUUGGGGUAUUUCUGCACGGGCUACCGAGACUGAGGACUACACCCACAGUGCGCCGGCCACCAGGACUGACAGCAGAGACACAACAGACCAGCACAUGACGCACUCCUUCAAGGGGAUAUUUCCAGAGACAAGUUUAACUGGACAACCUAAUGCCACCCAUCAUCAAUACACCUCAACAUCAGAGGAGACCUCUGACUCGACACCACCUCUCAGAGUAACCGAGCCCAGCACUGACCAAUCGGAAGUGUCCGUUUCCUCCACACCUUCUGUAACCUCACCUGCAGAAGGUCCUACAAACAUCUCAGGGACAGAGCAGGGGUCGGGCUUUAGUGUUACAACCUCCACUGAGUUCUCCACCGGAGCCCACAGCUCCAGCACCCAGAACCAGGAGGCCACUGUGGGGGUUUCAUCCCAGACCAGUGACCAAAGCGUUGGCUUGGGUCUGACCACAGCACCCCCGACAGUCAGUAGUACAUCAGAAGUGGACAACUCUCUAACAGACACUCCAGUGCUCGUUACUAAGUUCUUCCUCAUCACCACACCUGUCACUGUUACAGAAAGAUCACAGAUAACGGAGGAAGACACUUUCAAAACCACUGCGCCCACCUCCACCACCACAACCACCACCACCACCACCACCACAGCAACCAGCCCUCCUUUACCAGCAACCUCAUCCUCCAGGUUCAGUAGCACCGCUAGCAUCUCUACUCCAGGGUCACCUACCGAGGCCACCGUCCCGUACACUACGCCCUCCACCACCCUGGCCUUGCUGACCUCUGCCGUGCACGCAACUCCCCGCGUGUCGCCCAGCCAAACCCAGGGACCCUCAACUGGGAUGGAUAACCCCACAAACGCCACCACCCUGCAGAUAGAGACAAGCACGGACACCCCGGGAAUCACCACGACUCACAGCGAGCACAUCACCACCUCCUACACCCACAGAACCCCAACUAAGAGUACAGAGGCUCUGCAGACCACCGGGAAACAGACAGACAGAGGAACUACAGAGCUGGUUGGGACCACAUCACCCACCAAGGCACCGCCAACACCACCAGGGAACCCUUGUGUGUCAAACCCUUGUAUGAACGGAGGGAUGUGUGUGAGCUAUAAAGGGCAUCAAUUCACCUGCCACUGUCAGCAGGCAUGGACAGGACUGACCUGCAACCAGGAUGUGGAUGAGUGUGAGAGGGACCCAUGCCCCGUUGGGUCCAGGUGUGUGAACACGCGAGGUUCCUUCAGCUGUGAAUGUCCGCUGGGCUUCGACCUGGAGGACGGACGCACCUGCACCAGAGCAAAGGCGUUUCUGGGAACUUUCAAAGUUAACAGAUUUCCACAUGACCCUGUUAUCUUCAAGAGCGCCACCAUGCAUGAGAUCCAGAGAGAGCUCAUUCAGCUGCUCAAUGCUUCCUUGUCAGUCCUCCGAGGUUACAGCCGCUCAACGCUAAGUAAGAACAACUCUGAGGACCCCCCGUUGAAGAUCUCUGCAUUAGAAGAAGAGGCUGAGGUUCGUAUCUCAGCUGUCAACAUGUUUUCCAUUUCCACCGAUGUGACGAGCGCAGAGGUCUACAACAGCAUCCAGAUGUCUCUCAGCAACUGCAGCUCCUCAUUGGCCCACUGCCGGAUGGUCCUGCAGCACCAGCUCACCUAUCAAGUGGAAAGUCUGUGUGUGGCCCAGAAGACUCAGUGUGAUACAGAGCGCUCCACCUGCACAGACAACAGUGGCACAGCCAACUGCCAGUGUCUUCAAGGAUACUACAAACACAACCCUGACGACCUGUCCUGCUUAGAAUGCGGGGAUGGCUACAAGCUGGAAAAUGGCACCUGUGUUCCGUGCAUGUUUGGAUUUGGAGGAUUCAACUGUGGAAAUUUUUACAAGCUGAUUGCAGUCGUGGUGUCACCUGCAGGGGGCGCUCUGCUCCUCAUCCUCAUCAUUGCUCUCAUUGUCACCUGUUGCAAGAAAGACAAGAAUGACAUCAACAAGAUCAUCUUCAAGAGUGGAGACAUGCAGAUGUCCCCGUACGCAGACUUUGCCAAAAAUAACCGCAUAUCCACGGAGUGGGGCAGGGAGACCAUAGAGAUGCAAGAGAACGGCAGCACCAAGAACCUGCUGCAGAUGACUGACAUUUACUACUCUCCUGCGUUGCGUAACUCAGACCUGGAGAGAAACGGCCUGUACCCGUUCACAGGCCUGCCGGGUUCUCGCCACUCGUGCAUCUACCCUGCCCAGUGGAACCCCUCUUUUAUCAGUGACGAUUCACGAAGGAGAGACUACUUCUGACUGCCCCACCUUGAACACACACAAACACACACACACACACACACACACACACACACGCACAACUUACUAUCUCUUAUAAUGAUGUGUUAUAAUGGUUUUCCGUCACAGUGAGAGUGGGAGCCCAUUUGACCAUCUGCAUUCAGGGCUGCACACUAACUAUGUAAAUGCAGGUGUGUGUGUGUGUGUGUGUGUGUGUGUGUGUGUGUGUGUGUGUGUGUGUGUGUGUGUGUGUGUGUGUGUGUGUGUGUGUGUGUGUGUGUGCGUGCAUGUGUGUGUGUCUGCAUAUUAUUGAAGUGCACAUUUUUUUUGCAAGUGAAAUAUAUUUCUGAGAGUGUUAUUGUGUGGCCAUUUCAGUGUUUUUGCAUGUUUUAGCUCAUUUGCUUCGACUCACACAUUACAUUGCUGCCACUGUGUUGUUAAAGACUGUUUAAUGUGUUUUUCGUGCCUUGCAGGCAGCCUCUGAUUCUCAUUUACUUACACUGUAUGAUAAAAAACUAUUUCCAGACGCUUGAAAUGUGCUUGAGGUAGGCCAUGACAGUAAACAAUCAUAUCUGCCUUGUUGCUGCCUUUUAAUGCAGUGCAGUUUUGCUUGAAAAAUCUGCACUGCAUUAAUGCACAAUAUUAAAUAAAAGCAGAUAUAAUAUUCACUGUGCUCAAAGACAGGAAUGUGAGUUCAUGACCACCAGGAAUGUGGGAAAACACAAUCAGAUUACAUGUUUUUUUUAAACAGCAGUGAUGUAAAGUGUAUGUGAUGUGUAGCAAAUAGACACGUGCAAAACCAUUGAUAUGGUCCUUUAAGUGCUGAAGUAUGAAUAUGUACGUGCCACUGCUGUGAUUUGAAAAUAAUUAGUUUCUUCUUAGAUAAUAGUCUGAGAAUAAAGUAUUGAUGGAACAAGACAAUAACAAAACCACUGAAGGAUGUGCAAAGUUCGGUUUAAUGCCAAUAGAAACUGAGGAACGACUUUGAAUUCUGAUAACGACGUUUAUUUAUUCCCUCUUUGUCCAAGUCCUUGACAUGUAGCAUACUGGACACCUUACAUACACACUGACAGACUGGAGAUGGAUAAACUUGUGGCUUGUGUGUGUGUGUGUGUGUGUGUGUGUGUGUGUGUGUGUGUGUGUGUGUGUGUGUGUGUGUGUGUGUGUGUGUGUGUGUGUGUGUGUGUGUGUGUGUGUGUGUGUGUGUGAGAGAGAGAAGCGAGCGAGCGAUAGAGAGAGAGAGAUUGUGUGUCUUAAGUAUGUGUGUGUGUGAUGUGUGUAUACGUGUGUGAGGAGUAAUUAACUGUACACCAGAAGGAUCAAAACUGUCAGUGAGUGUUUGAAUUUAAAGAGUGUAAAGAUGUAUCAUAAUUAGUUUGCUUUUUCUGACAUGGAGUAUUAUUUUUAUGUGUCUGUUUUACUUCUUUGUGUUUAUAUAUGAUUUGUUCAUUCUGGCGUUUUAGUCAGACGUGCUUAUUUAAAUAAAGAAAUUUGCACAGCA
Perca fluviatilis (European perch) is the source of this 5132-nucleotide messenger RNA. RefSeq names its product heart development protein with EGF-like domains 1 (gene heg1). Gene Ontology annotation, biological process: heart development. The record is from RefSeq and is a predicted model, not a curated record. Gene Ontology annotation, molecular function: calcium ion binding. The transcript has 15 exons. Lineage: Eukaryota; Metazoa; Chordata; Actinopteri; Perciformes; Percidae. The coding region runs from base 188 to 3652 and encodes 1154 amino acids.